This is a messenger RNA of Cetraspora pellucida, 774 nucleotides long. NCBI's taxonomy places the organism in Eukaryota, Fungi, Glomeromycota, Glomeromycetes, Diversisporales, Gigasporaceae. The record is from the annotation of a GenBank genome assembly.
AUGUCUAAAUACUUUAUUGAAUUUAAGAACAAGGCUGGAUUAGGUCAAUAUUCGACAUUCUGUGUCUAUCAACAGAUGAAUGAUGCCGAAUAUAUAGACAGUGUAGCCUGGCUCGUUACUUCUGUACCUGGUGGUUCAGCAUCUACUGUUUCUUGGAAGAUUGGUAAAUAUAUGGUCGCUUUAGCCGAAUAUCGAUUAAAAGGACACAUUGGCAUUUAUCAUACCAAGCAAAGUGCCACAGCAGAAAUUGGAUCAGCUUGGCAGAUUAUUGAUUAUGAUGGCAAAGAUUCAGAAACACAAACACUUGUGCCCUUAUCAAGUGGAGGUAGAGUUGAACCCGAUACAAUAAAAAUUACUAACAACUCAACUUCAUCAGCAAAUUGUGGAGUAGGAAUGUGGGGCGGUACAACAGCUUUUGAACGAAAUGUACAACGCAAUUCUACAUCAGUGUUUAAAAUUAAGCCACAAUAUUGGGUUGGAGUUUUUGAUAUUGAAAUACAGAGAGGUCAAGUGAUCGAAGAUAAUGCCCUAACUUCAAAACCGAUUUCAUUUCCAUCUGACAAAAAUUUAGCAAUUGUUACUGCUAUAGCUGAAAAUGGAAAAGUUGUUCUUACAGUUGAAUUUGGAGAGAGAACAUCAGAUUCAUAUUUUAGAUCCCUUCGAGAUUUUUGUGCGAAACUAUAUGAAAUUAUAUUUAUAGUACCGAUUUCUUUUAUUAAAAACUGCUUCAUGUUCGUUUUUGAAGCUAUUGGGUCAAGUAAAAAAAAGAACUAA